Molecule: messenger RNA, 574 nt
Organism: Porites evermanni
Lineage: Eukaryota; Metazoa; Cnidaria; Anthozoa; Scleractinia; Poritidae
Source: the annotation of a GenBank genome assembly
AUGGGCACCUGCACAAUUGCAGCUGCUAAAGAAGACCUCAUUAGCCAAUUCAAACCUUUUGGAAGACAUGUCUACAACAUCCGGUGGAAGUUUAAAGAACUUAGGCACCUGAAAGAUAGCCUAGAGCAAGGGAAGGUGAUCGUCGAUGAAGGGGUUUCCAAAAAUUUCCAGGUUAAACAUCAAAGAGUGGUAAUGGCUGCCCAUUGGUCAAAUGAAAUGGCUACAGCUGUGGUGUACUAUGUUAUAUGCAGUUUUUUCUCAUGAGCUAUGCCAGGACAAGGUAAAUGCUUAUGUAUUCAACGGUGCCAUUCUGGAAAAACUGAAGGAGGUAACUUCAGUCAAGACUGUUCUUUACAGGAGUGAUGGAGCAGGGUCACAGCUUAAGAAUCGUUACAACCUGGCAAGCUUACUCUACCACGAGAAAGACUUCAACUGCAAGGCCACAUGGAACUUCUUUGAAACUGUUCAUGGCAAGGGUCCAGUAGAUGGAGUGGGUGGAGAAGUAAAAAGAUCAGUGUGGUGGGCAAUCCUGCAAAGCAACACAGUAAUCACAAAUGCAGAAAACUUCUUUUAA